CGUCCUGAGUAAUGGCUCCCCCAGACGACGCAAAUGACAGCAGCACGGUGGACGUAUUGGACGCGGCCGGAAACGGGUCGGCCACUUCCGCUUCCGGCGUUUGGGCCACCGCGGAAGCUGACGAGGAUAUCUUCCAAAGGAUGGACGUCCGCGUCAGCCUCAUCUUGGCGUAUUCCAUCGUAUUUUGCUGCUGUUUCUUUGGCAACCUACUUGUCGUACUGGUGGUCGUGGUACACCGGCGCAUGCGCACCAUCACCAACUUCUUUCUCACAAACCUGGCGGUGGCUGAUCUGUGCGUGGGCCUGUUUUGCGUCUACCAGAACAUGUCCGUCUACCUGAUGGGAGAGUGGCCCUUUGGCGACUUCCUCUGCAGGAUGUACUUCUUCGUCCAGGCCCUCAGCUACACGGCGUCCGUGGGCAUCCUGACCGUCAUCUGCGUCGAGCGCUACAUCGCCAUCGUGCAUCCCAUGUGGAGCAAGCACGUGAUCACGCUGCGUCGGCUCCGCAUAGUCGUCCUGUCCGUGUGGCUCGUGAGCGCCGGUUUUUGCAGCCCGCGGCUGGUCAUGUGCGGCACGGCCGAGGUGCCCUCUCACGACGAGCCGGGCCGUACCAUCCACAUCUGCAUCAUGCGCCGCUUCCUCUACGACUCGCGCACCUACGACGUGCUCAACUUCGUCGUGUGCUUCUUCGUGCCGCUCGCCAUCAUGAGCGUCAUGUACUCCAUCAUCGGCCUCCAGCUGUGGCGAAGCAGCGUCCCCACGGCCAACUCCUGCAGUGGCCCGCGAAGGGCCACGAUGGAGCUGCUCCCUCUGGCCAGGGCCAACUCGAGCGCCGCAGCGCAGUGUCGGGAGAGCCUCCUCCAGGACAACGGCCGAGGAGUCACCAAAAAGCCUCGGCAGGCGGGGAACAAGAAACACUGCUUCCCCAUCGCCGCCAGCAGUCAAGUUCACCAGCACUACCAGCAACAAGCUGCCGCAACGGUGCUCAGAGCCCGGCGCAAGGUCAUACGCCUCCUGGUGGCCGUAGUGCUCGGGUUCGCCGUCUGCAACCUGCCCUUCCAUGCGCGCAAGUUCUACCAGUACUGGUCGUCCAGCUACGAGGGGGCGUCGCGGUCGGCGGUGAGCCUGACCAUAGCCACGACGCUGGUGCUGUACAUGAACUCGUUCAUCAACCCGAUACUGUACGCGUUCCUGUCGGACAACUUCCGGCGCAGUAUGAAGGAUGUGCUCAUGUGUCGCUCGCGGCGGAAGAUACGCCGUCUGUCUUCGAACCGCUCCAAUGGCAAGACGACCGCGUCGUCCGUGUUCCAGCACCAAGAGAACACGGCGGUGCACACGAACGGCUUCGUCUGAGGAAGGCUGCGUUUCGCCGUAGUUGCGCUGUGAUUUGUACUGCGCUGUAUGCGUGCCAGUGUGAACGUAACUUGGUGUGUGCCUGGUAACCCUCACCGCACAUGGUCUACGGGCUGCCCUAGAUGCGCGACUGAAGUGGCUGCCAUAGA
This is a messenger RNA of Dermacentor silvarum, 1501 nucleotides long. RefSeq names its product trissin receptor-like. Lineage: Eukaryota; Metazoa; Arthropoda; Arachnida; Ixodida; Ixodidae. Gene Ontology annotation, molecular function: neuropeptide Y receptor activity. Gene Ontology annotation, cellular component: plasma membrane. Gene Ontology annotation, biological process: G protein-coupled receptor signaling pathway. The record is from RefSeq and is a predicted model, not a curated record.